This is a messenger RNA of Trichogramma pretiosum, 3968 nucleotides long. Its product is annotated as Bloom syndrome protein homolog. Gene Ontology annotation, cellular component: chromosome; cytoplasm; nucleus. Bases 294 to 3848 code for a protein of 1184 amino acids. The transcript has 11 exons. Gene Ontology annotation, molecular function: 3'-5' DNA helicase activity; four-way junction helicase activity; nucleic acid binding. Gene Ontology annotation, biological process: DNA replication; double-strand break repair via homologous recombination. NCBI's taxonomy places the organism in Eukaryota, Metazoa, Arthropoda, Insecta, Hymenoptera, Trichogrammatidae. The record is from RefSeq and is a predicted model, not a curated record.
UGCAGAAUCGGGAGGCUGACUUUAUCGAGAAUUUCCGUGGCGCUCUUUUCAAGCGCUUCUGGCAGAAUUCGACCAAUUUUCGGCGCAGGCAGUUAUAACUUAUCCUAGUAUCCGUUUUCCGUAGAUGCACGCAAUUUGCGUUAGUUGAAGGCAGUUGAUCGCUAGGAUUUUUCAGAUUCGAAACGAUUCGAUUCCAUGCGCAGUAAAGUAUAAGUGUAGUAUACGCGUUUCUCAUCUCGCGAGAGAAAAUUGUGUGUCGCGGACAAUAUUUAUACAUAUAUGUGUGAUCAACAAUGAGCUCUAUAUCAUCUCUCUCUUUCGAAACCGAGUUCAAUGGCAGGACGAGCGUCGGCGGUCGAGCCACGACGAGCAAUUUUGCGCGGGGCGCAAGCGACGACAACAACAAUCGACCGGAUAAAACAUCGGAACGUCGCCCGCGCUCGAACGCCUCGACCAAGGCCGCCGAAGCCGCGACCUACGAGAACGAGUCGAUCGACGAGAAUAUCCUUAACUGCAGCAGUUGCACGACCUCGUCGCCCAGCAGCGUGAGCUGCCUGAUCGAGCGGAUGAUUCGCAGCCCCAGCGGCGACACCCAGAGCGACACACUGCCGAUCCAGCCGACGUCGAAGCCACGGAGCGAACGAAGAGCCGCGGAGUGCGUGCAGAUGUCCUCCUCCGGCCCGCAGCAGACCGAGGACGAUUACUUCGUCGUGAAUUUAGCCGGUUACCAAUACGAAGAUUUGGGGAUGGAUGCGAAGUUGAACGAGUGGAUUAAGGAGGUCAAGAGUAAUCCCGUGAUGAAACCUUCUAGAGCGAGGUCACAGAAACUGCUUAAUGCAGAAAAAUUAAAUCUUCAAGACUUACAAAUCCAAGCGUAUGACCAUUUUUACAAUAUUUUAUGUAAAGUCCCACAACCAUUAUUGGCAAAUUUGCCAGGUUACGAUGCUGAAGUAUUUGAGCGUCUCAAGAUUCUUGUAAACAAUAUAAAAGCUCGUGUGAAGCAAACAAAUAGCAGAAUACUAAAGUACAACGAUGAUCAUAUUAGUCUUUCAUCGGAUUCUCAAAGUUCAAAGCCUACUUACUCUGCAUCAGCAGAGCUUAUACUUCCUUCCAAAAAUGCUCAAAAUUUAACUUUAAAAGUAGGAAAUGGAAACAUUAUUAACAAAUCUGUCAAUACUAUUGGCAUUAAUAACAAUUGGAUGAAUGGAUCAAAAACUCAAAUUGAAUCUUUACCUACAUGCACAGCAAAAACUUCUGUGGAAAAUAAAAAAAAUAAUAUUCAAAGUAAUUAUAAUAAAUUUAUCGAUGAAGAUAUCUUGAAAGUUGAUCCAAAUGAAUUAAUAAAGAAAGGUUUCUGUUGGAAUGAUUCAGAAGAAUUUGACGAUAUACUAGCUCCUGGGGUAAAUAAAGAAGCAGUUUCAAAUAUUUGUGCUGCUCAAACAGUCAGUUUUAUUGGUAAUGUAAAAGAUGAUGGUAAUGAUCCCAAUUUUAAUAAUUUUGAUUUUCCUCACAGUCGAAAUUUGCUACAUUUAUUCAAAAAUAAAUUUGGAUUACAUCAGUUUCGUCCAAAUCAACUUCCAGCAAUAAAUGCUAUAAUAUUGAAUUUGGAUUGUUUCAUUCUGAUGCCUACAGGGGGUGGAAAAUCUUUAUGUUAUCAAUUACCAGCUCUUUUGGCACCUGGUAUAACAAUUGUAAUAUCUCCUCUGAGAAGCUUGAUAUUAGACCAAACGCAAAAACUAUCUUCCCUUGAUAUUCCUGCAGCAUAUUUAACUGGAGAUCUAAAUGAAGAUCAAGUUGCGGAAAUUUACCACAGCCUCAAAGAUGAUAAUUGUGAUCUCAAAUUACUCUAUAUCACUCCAGAAAAAUUAUCUGCAUCCAGCAAACUUGGUACUACGCUGGGACAACUUUAUCGCAAAGGUCGACUUUCAAGAUUUGUCAUUGACGAGGUUCAUUGUGUUAGUCAAUGGGGACACGAUUUUCGUCCAGAUUACACAAAACUUCGUGUGCUCAGAGACAAAUUUCCUAAUGUUCCUAUUAUUGCUCUCACUGCAACAGCCACUCCAAGGGUCAGAAGUGAUAUUCUAAACCAACUACAUUUGAAUUCCCCCAAAUGGUUUAUAUCAAGUUUCAACAGACCUAAUCUACGUUAUACAAUUAUGUUAAAAAAACCAAAAUCGCAAUUUCAACAAGUAUUAGAAUUAAUUAGAACAAAAUUUCAAGGAGCCAGUGGAAUUGUAUACUGUAUAUCACGAAGAGAUUGUGAUGAGUUAGCUAAAUUACUGCAAGAUAGGAACAUUUCAGCAAUCAGUUAUCACGCUGGACUUGAAGAUAAACUCCGAACUGAGAGGCAAAUGCAUUGGGUAUCUGAAAAAGUUAAAGUAAUUUGUGCAACAAUAGCCUUUGGAAUGGGCAUUGACAAACCAAAUGUACGUUUUGUCAUUCAUGCAGCAAUGCCCAAGUCUAUUGAAGGAUACUACCAAGAAAGUGGCCGAGCCGGUCGUGACGGUGAGCCGGCCGAUUGUAUACUACUGUAUUCUUACGGUGAUAUUUAUCGCUAUCGAUUCUUGAUGGCCGAUUUGAAGUUGUCAAAUCCCCAGGCUUAUGAUAUACAUAUGGACAAUUUGUAUAAAAUAGUCAAUUUCUGUGAAAACCUAUCAGAUUGUCGACGAGUUUUACAACUAAAUUACUUUGGUGAAAAAUUUGACCGUCAGCAGUGUAUUGAAAAUAUUACUACUACAUGUGAUAAUUGCAAAACUCAUGAUCAAUUUGAAAAUCUGGAUGUUACGGAAGAUGCUCGUGACCUUAUAAGAUUGAUACAAUCUCUGGACAGUUUGAAAAAGUAUAAUGUCACGCUUUUACAAGUGGUCGAUAUUUUCAAAGGCUGCGAUGUAUCGCCAUUCGCUUACAAACUUGGCAACGUUUAUAAACCAUGGUAUGGUAAAGGAGAAUCACUAACGAAAAAUGAAGUUGAAAGAAUAUUGCACAAUUUGCUAGUGGGAGAGUACCUUUGCGAAGUUAUGCUUCCAAACAAUAACAUUAUGACUGGCUAUGUAACUGUAGGAAAGAAUGCUCCUGAACUGCUCAAUACAAAUAACGUACAGAUAUUCUUACAAAGAAAACGAGCCGUAUCGGCACGCAAGACGAUUGUCGUGCCUGCCACCUCAACUGCACAAUCUGAAACGAAUGCUGAACUGUUGCAAAUAGAGAAUCAAUGUUAUACCGAGCUAUGCACAAUGGUAAAUGGUAUCGCGGGUGCCCUUAAUGUUUCAGCCAAUUCUAUAAUGAACAUUGAAGCUCUGCGAGUUAUGAGCAAGCAAUUGCCUAAGAAAAAAGAAGAUAUGCUUCGUAUACCGCACGUAACUAAAGCUAAUUUCGAAAAAUACGGAAAAGCUUUGUUGGACAUAACUCAGAAAUUCGCGAUAGAAAAAGAAGGACUGCUGAAGUUACCAAAUACAACGUACAAAGAGCCUGUUGUUAACAAUACUAUUGUGAUAGAUGAUUUUAUUGAUGAUACAGAACUAACACAACAAAAUUGGGAGGUCGACACCGAGUGGACGCCAAACAGGGCGUACAAUCCACACCGGCCGUAUAAAAGGUCGAAUUACAGAAGCCACAGGAGAUCCAAAAAGUUUAAAUACGAUAAUUUUACCAAUUACGUUUCUACGCCGAUGAGGAAUUAUUGCACUGGCCAAACACCAAGUACAAGCACAAAUAAAGCUUCAUCUUCUACUCAAACAACUUUCAUCCCCAAGCGACCGACAAAAAGUGAAUACUUCACACAAAAAAGUAGUAAACAACCUAGUAAAAAAUCUUCUGGCCCUGGAUUAUGUACAUUAACUAAAAAAUAGUUAUGUGACUUCUAUAAAUAAUCUCUGGUUAUGAUGUAUUUUAUUAGUAUUGAUAUCUGUUAAUUAAUUGUUUCAUUGUUUACCUUUCAACGCUAUUGAAUAAUGUGUAAUUUACUCACU